Messenger RNA from Rodentolepis nana, 258 nucleotides. The record is from the annotation of a GenBank genome assembly. Lineage: Eukaryota; Metazoa; Platyhelminthes; Cestoda; Cyclophyllidea; Hymenolepididae.
AUGAUCGCCAAAGAUCUCCUACAUCCUACUCUUGCUGAAGAAAAGCGUAAAUGCAAGCUUAAACGCUUGGUUCCCUUUCCAAACUCCUAUUUUAUGGACGUUAAAUGCCCAGGAUGUCUUUAUAUCCAAGUUGUUUUCAGCCACGCUUCAACCCCUGUCCACUGUCCUGGUUGUGAUAGAAUUCUUUGCUAUCCUACUGGCGGAAAGGCUAAAUUAGCUGUUGGUAAGCUGUCAAUUUUUAACUGUCUGCUUUUCUAG